Molecule: messenger RNA, 1686 nt
Organism: Phymastichus coffea
Lineage: Eukaryota; Metazoa; Arthropoda; Insecta; Hymenoptera; Eulophidae
Product: N(4)-(Beta-N-acetylglucosaminyl)-L-asparaginase-like
Exons: 6
Coding region: 524-1567 (347 amino acids)
Biological process (GO): protein deglycosylation
Cellular component (GO): lysosome
Molecular function (GO): N4-(beta-N-acetylglucosaminyl)-L-asparaginase activity
Source: RefSeq, a predicted model, not a curated record
UCCGCCCACAUUACCGACAUUACCGUAAUUUAUUAAUUAAAAAAUUAAUAAAUCAAUUUUUAUCUGUUGCUAUUCGUUACUACAUUUACUUUUUUAAAAUACAAAAAUAUAACAAGACAAAAAUAUGAAAACUGCAGAUUAUUAAACAUGUUUGACCAAUAAAUAUUUGUAGAUUAAUAUAAUUAUUCACUCUAUUCUUUUUAAUAAACUUUGACAAUUAAUAAUAUUUUUCACAUAAAAUGGUGUUACAUCUAAUACAUUGUUACAUCACUGAUGUAUUUCAACUCGACGAUUAUUUGCUAAAUAUUUGGCUUUGGAAAUGUUAAUAUUUCAUAACAACAGUUUUCAUAAUUAUAUUGGCAAGUAAGAGCAUAUCAAAGUUAUAAGAUGAAGUGUUCUUUAAUAAACUGUAUUGAUUGAAAAGUUCAUCAGAUAUCAUUAAGUUACUAUAUCUUUGAAUUAAAAAUAAGAUAUAGAGUAUUAAUAGCACUAUAUUAUAAGCAAUUGUGACCAAUAUCAAACCAUGGCUGUAUUAAAGCUUUUAUUAUACUUAGUAAGUUUAAAUAUAUUACUAAGUGUAACUAAUAUAACAGCUUUAAAUAAAUUUAUUCCGCUUGUGAUCAAUACAUGGAAUUUUCCAAAUGCUAACCGAAUAGCUUGGAAUACAAUAUACAAUGACAAAGGAAGUGCUAUCGAUGCCAUUGAAAAAGGCUGCAGUUAUUGUGAAGAUGCACAAUGUGAUAAUACAGUUGGAUAUGGAGGUAGUCCAGAUGAAAAUGGUGAAACUGCAUUAGAUGCUAUGAUAAUGGAUGGUACAACAAUGGAUGUUGGUGCAAUUGGAAAUCUCAGAAAUGUCAAAAAUGCUAUUUCUGUAGCUCGACAUGUGUUGGAAAAUACAGCUCAUACAUUAAUAGUUGGAAGUCACGCUACAGAAUUUGCUCUAAAAGUAGGAUUUCAUAAUGAGACUCUUCAAACUGAACAGUCUUAUAAUAUAUGGAAAAAAUGGAGAAAUAACAAUUGUCAACCAAAUUUCUGGAGGAAUGUGAUACCAAAUCCUAAAGCCAGCUGUGGACCUUAUCACCCAAAAAAAGCAUUAAAAAGAACUCAAGAAUUAUACGCGCGUGUAAAUGAAAAUAAUCAUGACACUAUUGGAAUGAUUGCUAUUGAUACAAAAGGUCAUAUUGCUGCUGGAACAUCUACCAAUGGACUAAAAUAUAAAAUUCCAGGAAGAGUAGGUGAUUCUCCAAUUGCAGGAGCUGGUGCCUAUGCAGAUCAGGAAGUUGGUGCUGCUGCAGCUACGGGAGAUGGAGAUGUUAUGACACGCUUUUUGCCAAGUUUUUUGGCAGUCGAAUUGAUGCGUCAGGGAAAAUCGCCGGCUGAAGCAGCAGAAAUUGCAAUAAGACGUAUUGCCAAACAUCAUCCAAAAUUUUUCGGGGCAGUAAUUGCAUUAAAUAAAAAUGGUGAAUUUUCAGCUGCUUGCAAUGGAAUGGAUGGUUUCCCAUUCUACGCUAGUAAUUUACAAUUAGGAAAACCAACUAUUUUUUAUGUACCUUGUGAAAAAAAUUAAGCAAUUGUUGGACAUGUUUAUGCGCUCGUUAAUAUUAUUAUUCAUUUGUAAAUGAUGAUAACUAAAUUAUCAAAAUAUAGUGAGAAACAUAUUUUUCUAUGACAAUUGAUACAAUUUUA